GCUAUUCCGAGUCUACUCAAUCGACACUACUGCAACUUCGAUCUACCAAAUUUCUUUUGAUCCACUCACCGGAUAACACCAAGAAAGUUCGCCCUAAUGGCCAGUCAAUCAGCACAAGGCAAUGCUGGACGGCAUAAAGAUCAUGAUGAAAAUGUUUUCCUCUUCGUGCCCAACCUAAUCGGGUACACCCGCGUGGUUCUCGCCGUCACAUCCCUCUAUUACAUGCCCUUGCACCCACGAACAUGUUCGCUAUUAUAUAGUGCCUCUUGUCUCCUUGAUGCCCUAGAUGGAGCUGCAGCCCGGCGAUUAGGGCAAUCAACACGAUUCGGUGCGGUUCUGGAUAUGAUUACAGACCGAUGUACAACAACUUGCCUGCUAGUUUUCUUGGCGAGCGCAUUUCCCAGGUGGAGUAUUGUCUUUCAGGGCUUGAUUAGCUUGGACUAUUCAAGCCACUAUAUCCAUAUGUAUGCGACCUUGGCAAUGGGCGGAAACCGCCAGAGCCACAAGCAGAUCGAUGACAGUCGGCCGUGGGUCAUGCGGACCUACUAUUCUAACACAAAAGUCCUUUUCACAGUGUGUGCGCUGAAUGAGCUCUUCUUUAUUGCGUUAUAUUUACUCUCAUUCUCGUCAUCGCCAUCGUCGGUGAACAACCCGAACUUCACGGCAUCACAAUCCGAUCCUUCAAUGCCCUGGAGCUCCUCUUGGAGUGCUGGGGCAAUGGAGGUGGCUCGUGCAAAUAAAAUAGACGAUUCUGUUCCAUGGUGUCUCCUUCACAUUUCAACGCCAUUUAUGCUCUUCAAGCAAUAUGUGAACAUGAUUCAGUUAACAGAGGCCAGCAAAUGGCUUGUUGAAGGUGAUAUUGAAACAAGAAGGAAUGAACGGCUUGCGCAGAAAAGAGACCAGUGACAACAAUCACACCAAAGUUGAACCUUAUUAUAGCAGAGGGAAUAUAGACACAACAAGGGGUGGCAGAUAUACGGAGGAUGGCCUCAGUCAUUUCGCACUUAUUCAUGGGUCAUUGAAUAAUCGCCCAGUAGAGUAUUCAAUAGAAUGUCGUUAUAUAUAUGGUUCCUUAGUGCAGCGAUCUCCGCGUAGUUUUGAAAGAGCUUAGUGACUUCUGUUUCCCUGCUAUCCCACUCCACUGGUUGACUAAUUCAUUUCAA
Aspergillus pseudonomiae is the source of this 1163-nucleotide messenger RNA. Its product is annotated as CDP-alcohol phosphatidyltransferase family protein. NCBI's taxonomy places the organism in Eukaryota, Fungi, Ascomycota, Eurotiomycetes, Eurotiales, Aspergillaceae. The transcript is spliced from 4 exons. Gene Ontology annotation, biological process: phosphatidylinositol biosynthetic process. Gene Ontology annotation, molecular function: CDP-diacylglycerol-inositol 3-phosphatidyltransferase activity. The record is from RefSeq and is a predicted model, not a curated record. The coding region runs from base 97 to 906 and encodes 269 amino acids. Gene Ontology annotation, cellular component: Golgi apparatus; membrane.